Molecule: messenger RNA, 4399 nt
Organism: Platichthys flesus (European flounder)
Lineage: Eukaryota; Metazoa; Chordata; Actinopteri; Pleuronectiformes; Pleuronectidae
Product: heterogeneous nuclear ribonucleoprotein Q-like
Exons: 11
Coding region: 156-2039 (627 amino acids)
Biological process (GO): CRD-mediated mRNA stabilization
Cellular component (GO): ribonucleoprotein complex; CRD-mediated mRNA stability complex; nucleus
Molecular function (GO): mRNA 5'-UTR binding
Source: RefSeq, a predicted model, not a curated record
CGUGCGGACAAACAAGCAGAGCUCGCGACGUUACGCAGUCGCCAUUUUGUUUCCCCGGGAGUAAAGAAACCAAACGGAGCAGCGCCGGCGUCAGUAUUCAACAUCACCCGCAGCACCGUCCCCACGGCCGAGCAGCGUCCUGCACCCAGGGUUACAUGAUGUCUGGUGACAUGGCCACGGAUCUCACUGGUGACAUGGCCACGGAGCUCACUGGUGACAUGGCCACGGAUCUUACUGGUGACAUGGCCACGGAUCUUACUGGUGACAUGACCACCGAACCAACUGGUACCACGACCACUGAUCCAAUUGGUGACAUGUCCCCUGAUCUAACCGGAGACAUGGCCACGGAUCAUGUAAACGGAAACGGCACAGAGGAACCAAUGGACACUACAGCAGCCGCGGCCCAGUCAGAACAUUUCCCGGCGUUACUGGAAGCUGGUUUACCUCAGCAGGUCGCUGAGAAGCUAGAUGAACUCUAUGUGGCAGGCCUGGUAGCACAUAGUGACCUGGACGAACGGGCUAUUGAAGCUUUGAAAGAAUUCAACGAGGAGGGAGCCCUGCAAGUGCUGGUCCAGUUCAAAGAGAGCGACCUGUCCCACGUGCAGAACAAAAGUGCCUUCCUCUGUGGUGUAAUGAAGACGUACAGACAGAGGGAGAAACAAGGGACAAAAGUUUCAGAUUCCACUAAAGGACCCGAUGAGGCUAAAAUCAAAGAACUCCUGGACAGAACCAACUACACACUGGACGUCACAACAGGACAGCGAAAGUAUGGCGGGCCCCCCCCUGAGUCUGUGUACUCAGGGGCCCAGCCCACAGUUGGAACAGAGAUAUUUGUCGGGAAGAUUCCCCGUGACCUGUUUGAAGACGAGCUGGUUCCUCUCUUUGAGAAGGCCGGGUCUAUCUGGGAUCUCAGGCUAAUGAUGGACCCGCUGAGCGGCAUGAACAGGGGCUACGCCUUCGUCACAUUCUGUAAUAAAGACGCAGCCCAGGAGGCGGUGAAGCAGUGUAAUAAUCAUGAGAUUCGCCCUGGAAAGCACAUCGGGGUUUGUAUAUCUGUCGCCAACAACCGGCUCUUUGUUGGCUCCAUUCCCAAGAGUAAAACAAAGGAGCAGAUCGUCGAAGAAUUCGCUAAAGUCACAGAGGGCCUCAGUGAUGUCAUACUGUACCAUCAACCUGACGACAAAAAGAAGAACCGAGGCUUUUGCUUCCUGGAGUAUGAAGACCACAAAACGGCAGCUCAGGCCCGUCGCCGGCUCAUGAGCGGGAAGGUGAAGGUGUGGGGCAACGUGGUGACGGUGGAGUGGGCGGAUCCCAUCGAAGACCCCGAUCCAGAGGUCAUGUCCAAGGUCAAGGUUUUAUUUGUGAGGAAUCUUUCUAACGGUGUAACAGAGGAGAUCCUGGAGAAGUCCUUCAGUGCGUUUGGAAACCUGGAGCGAGUGAAGAAGCUCAAAGAUUACGCUUUCAUUCACUUUGAAGAGAGGGACGGAGCCGUGAAGGCCCUGGAGGAACUGAACGGGAAGGACCUGGAGGGAGACGCCAUUCAGAUUGUUUUUGCUAAACCACCAGAUCAGAAGAGGAAGGAGCGUAAAGCCCAGAGGCAAGCAGCCAAAACACAAAUGUACGAUGACUAUUACUACUACCCCCCCCCUGCCCACAUGCCGCCGCCUGCGAGAGGCCGGGGCAGAGGCGGCAACAGGGGUGGCUACUCUUACCCCCCCGACUACUACGGUUACGAGGACUACUAUGACUAUUAUGGCUAUGACUAUCACAACUAUCGUGGUGGCUAUGACGACCCCUAUUACGGCUACGACGACUUCCAGGGCCCAAGCCGGGGGCGCGGUGGCAGCCGGGGCUCGAGGGGCGGAGCCUCUCCAUCCAGGGGGCGUGGCGGCGCAGGCGGACCUAGGGGCAGGUCCAGCUUCUCCCCGCGUGGCGGACCGGGACCAGGACGUGGAGGGCGUGGCCCAAGAGGAGGAGUGCAGCCGAGAGGGCGAGGAGGGGUUAAGGGGGUCGAGGCCGGUCCUGACGUGUCACUAUGAAGACUGACCAGCGUGGCGCCGCCGGCGGCCAGUGGACGGAAUGGUAAGGUCACCUGACUCAGUGGUCCAGCCGUUUUCCUGCUUUUUCUUUUUCUUUUUAAGGAGCAGAUCUCCUGAAACUGCCACGUUUUUGAAAAUCAGAAGCAGAAUCUGUUUUUUAUCAUUAUUAUUGUAAAGAAUAUGUGACUCUUAAGUUUUAAAAGACCGAACCACAGCUACGACUGAGUGAGCUCACGAUGGACGUCCUCCUGGAAAAGUCUUUGCACUUUUUUUUAUUGAAACUUGAUGUAACUUUUUUUUCUUUUAUCUUUUAAACUUCAUCUUUACGAUGGACUAGACGUGAUGAUCUAUGAUUAUCAGAUAAUCUGUGAUUAUCAGGUAGAGUUGAGGUGUGACGAUCACCUGCCGUUUAAGGUCGGGCAUUCCAGAAAACUGGUUCUUUUCUGAACUACAGCCAGCGAGGGUUCGUUAACUUCCUCAGUUUCGAGGAUGCGUCUCCUCCGUCUCUUUGUGUAUUUGAGGAAACGGAGGCAGCCGCCCCCCCACCCCCCUUCCAAUUCAGACUCUAAAUAAAGAUGGACGACGCGCCUCAACUUCCUCUCACUAUCUAGAAAAAAAGCCAAGUGUCUUGGAUAGGAAGGCUUACACCUUGCACAUUUGGAGACUGCAGUAGUGUUAGUGGAUCUGUGCUGUCAACCAGUCAGUCUCAGCUGUCAAUCAUGAUGUCUCAGAACGUUGUUCAGACACAAACUCCAGAGAAUAUCAACACAACAGUUUCUGUUCAUUUCCUGUAGUUAGUGUUUGUGAAGCAGCAGCAGGUUGUCGGUUCCGACACGUUCACAGGAACAUUCAGGCGAGGGGCGGAGCCUGUAGAGCAGCAGGAGGCGGGACAUGACCUAUAAGUUCACUGUUGUUUACAUCUCAUCCACGUCGGCCCUCAUCACCAGAGGCUCUGGCAUCGCCUCGUCUUCAUGUCCUCUUCACAGCCCCUCUGGCUCCAGGUCCCAUGUGGGACUAUAUUCAGCCACCAGGGGGGUUAAGGCCGUUUGGCUUUUGGGAGCCGUCAUGUCGUCCAUCUUUAUUUACAGUCUCCUCUCCUCCUGAGAUAAAGAUGCAACAACAACCAGCACUUCACGAGUCUCAGUUCUCAGCGAUGUGACGAGCUGGUCCUGAGAUGAGCCUGAACCAGCGUCACUGUCCCUGAACGUGACGAGCAAUGAUGUCGCUGACCGACAGACCUUUUCUAGCUUUCUAUUCUUCUUGUAAAAUCUUAAAUGCCUGGAAACAGCAGUCAUAGCUUUGUCCUCCACGAAGGGGGAAAUGUCUUAAUGUUGUUUUUGUUCACAAAGUGACGUCCCGGGUCGUCUGCACCAACACGUCGUGUUUGUUCACGAACAGGAAGGAGCAGUGAAGCUGACUCUUACUUAUUGAGUCUCUGAGCCGGUCUGGAGGACACAAGGUUUCAACGUCCUGAAGAGUUUAGUCCCAGAAGCAUAACUACACGUUUCCCUCUACGUCACUGUAGACGGAGGAUGGUGCUAUGAGCUGUACGUGGUCCUGACAAGCAUUUCCUGUGAACUGGUGUUGAAGCAUUUCUUCACUGUGACAUAACGAUGUUCAGACUCUAAAGGAGCAGAUCCAUCCUGACACUGUCCAGACACUAGGAAACAGCGUUUUAGCUCAUUAAUAAUAAUCAUCUGCAAAGAGAAUCUGUCAGAAUAAACCUCCACCUCCAUGGUGUUUAUGAUAAAGUCAUCGAUAAAAAUGUUUUUGAUGUUUUUGUUCUAUUCUUCUAUUUGAAAACUUUAAACUAAAUUAAAAACAUUCAAUUCAGUAUAAUGUUCAGCUCCAGAUCUAUAACACUAAGGUCAUGACCUUAAAAUGUAUAAAGAAACCCACAGUUCCCACAUUGAGACGACUGGAGAGAGAAACCUCAUUAGCUGAAGGAACCUGUUUCUCAAACUGAUUCACUGACGAGCGGUGGAUCAGGUUCCGCUCACACUUCAAACGAAUCCUUCACAGAAUGAGGCAGUUAACAAAUAAAUGGUUUGUCAUGUUUUGAAUGAAUUUGUCUUGAGGUUGGAUUUCUCCUUUAAACUCUUUAAACAUCAGUUUGUUUUUAUUUCUUUAUGUGGCUCCUGUUUUAUUCUUCGGUUCAAAAAGAAUUGUGCAGCUUGUUUGAUUUUUUUCUUCAAACCAAGUUUGUGAAAAUCUUGCAGACUCUUUUGGAAUUUAAGGGUCAAGAAAUGUUUUUGUUUGUUUUGCUAACAAGUGUGUUUGCAUUCUUGCAAAUGAAUUGUUUUAUACUUGUACAGUGACGCGAGUUAAACCUAUUUUUCUAAUAAAGUUGAUGACUUUGA